AUGUCUUUUCGUAUAUCCUUCGAAACGGACGCGUGCUUUUUAUUUCGUCUUCUUAAGUCCCUCGUUUCUUUAAAUUGUUAUUUCACUAUUUUAAGCGGUGGCUACCUCCGUAUUGACAAUGUAUUUUCCAGUCGCGCUAUCAAUGGUAAUAAACUUAUUGAAUUAAAGUGUCAAGACAAAGUGUCGCAUACCGGCAUCGGGGUGAGGGUUGUGGCUCCCUACAUCAAGAAUGGGGGCCCAGCAGGCGAAGGAGCGUGGCUCAGCCAGUGGAGCUUCUAUAAGAUCGGCUCGAAACAAGCCGCGGGUGCCAAAGGAUCCUCGCGUUCUUGGCUCAAACAUUUUCACGGAACAUAG
This is a messenger RNA of Leptosia nina, 354 nucleotides long. The record is from the annotation of a GenBank genome assembly. Lineage: Eukaryota; Metazoa; Arthropoda; Insecta; Lepidoptera; Pieridae.